AUGUCUUGUUUUGUUUUGUUGAUUGAAUUUUGUAGUUGCAGUGGGAACUCUAAUAGCAGCAGCUUGUUGAAGUUGGGGUGUACGCCUUCUGAAAGAAAGGCCCUCCUCGAUUUCAAGCACAGUCUGACCAUCUAUGAUGACCAAGAUGAUGUUUGGUCAUCAUGGAAAGGUGAAGAUUGCUGCAUUUGGCGUAGAGUCAGGUGUGAUCCUGCAACUGGCCACGUUGUGGAACUUCAUCUUCAUGGCUUCUCCACUUUUUAUGAGCGUAACAUCUUGUUUGAAGCUCAAGAGAUGGAGUCAUCUUUGCAGCAUCUGUUUGAGUUGAAUCAUCUAGAGCAUCUAGAUGUAAGCAUCAACAACUUUACCGAUACCAAGAUUCCGAAAUUGAUGGGUUCCAUGAAGCAACUCAGGUACCUCAACCUAUCUCAUGAUUAUUUAUCAGGAGUAGUUCCUCACCAACUUGGUAAUCUCACUAAUUUGCGAGUCCUUGAUUUAGGUGUCAAUGAUGUGUUAACUGUCGACAGUUUGAAAUGGGUUUUUAAUCUUCGUAAAUUGCGUUAUCUGGAUUUAAGCUCUGCAGAUCUCAGUCAGGCCCAUGAUUGGAUAGAUUCGCUGAUAUAUGGUCCAUUUCCUUCUUUAAGAGAGUUGCAUUUGUCUACUUGUAGCCUGCCCACUUAUUCAACUCAUUCGAGUUUGAAGAAUUCAUCACUUCGUAACCUCCCUAUCCAUUAUUUGGACCUCUCACACAAUGAUAUGAAUGGAAGAUUUCCACAUUUUAUACAAAAUCUAACAUCCAUUGAAUACCUUGACCUUACAGGAGGUAAUCUUGGACCCCAAGUCCCACGUUGGUUGGGUAAGCUUAAAAGCCUCACACACCUCCACCUCGGGGACUCUGGUUUCGAAAGCAUUGAAGGAGGAAAUCUUUGGGAGGUUGUACAGAGCUUAUGUAGCUUAAAGUCACUAGAUCUGUCUUCCAAUCAGUUACAAGGCAACUUGUCGGAACCUCGUGUAAAUUCAUCCACCAAAUAUUGCACCGACUUUCCCUUAGAGUUGCUAGACUUGUCUGCCAAUUACCGCAUUAGUGGCCAUAUACCUGAUUGGUUACAGGAGGAGUUUCUGAGCCUUAAAUACCUCUCUCUUGAAAUUAACAAUAUAUCUGGAGUGAUCCCGACGUCCAUAGGAAUGUUAUUGGGCAUGGAACAUUUUGACAUUUCCAAUAACAUGAUAUCAGGUGAAAUCCCAAAGACUCUAGGAAUGUUAUCCUCCAUGGUAUUUUUUGACAUUUCCAAUAACAUGAUAUCAGGUCACAUCCCAAAGUCUCUAGGAAUGCUAUCCUCCAUGGUGUCUUUAGACAUUUCACAUAACAUGAUAUCAGGUAAGAUUCCAAUGUCUCUAGGUACGUUAUCAUCCAUGGAAAAAUUAGACAUUUCCUAUAACAAUAUAUCGGGUGAGAUCCCAAAGUCUCUAGAAAUGUUAUCAUCCAUGGUAUCUUUAGACAUUUCCAAUAACAUGAUAUCAGGUAAAAUCCCAAAUAUGCAAUCCUCCAUGGUCUCUUUACUCAUUUCCCAUAACAUGAUAUCAGGUGAGAUUCCAAUGUCUCUAAGUAUGUUAUCAUCCAUGGAAAAUUUAGACAUUUCCUUUAACAAUAUAUCUGGUGAGAUCCCUAAGUCUCUAGGAAUGCUAUCAUCCAUGGUAACCUUAGACAUUUCCAACAACAUGAUAUCAGGUGAGAUCCCAAAGUCUCUAGGUAUGCUAUCUUUCAUGGUAUCUUUAGACAUUUCCCAUAACAUGAUAUCAGGUGAGAUUCCAAUUUCUCUAGGUAUGUUAUCAUCCAUGGAAAAGUUUGACAUUUCCUAUAAUCCAUUGGAAGCAGCAAUUUUGUCUGAAAGCCAUUUUGUUAAUCUCUCAAGCUUGACCACAUUGCAUAUGAGCCAAACCUUCCUAACAAUGAAGUUGCCUUCUGAUUGGGUGCCUCCCUUCCAACUUCAAGAAUUGCAUGCUGAUUCAAUAAAAAUUAAUGGUCCAUUUCCUCACUGGAUCAAAACCCAAAAGGCUCUUCUGGAUUUGAGUUUUAAAAAUGCUAGUAUUAAUGGGGAUUUGCCAAAAUGGUUUCAAAGGAUGGAUUCACUUCUUGAUGUGGAUUUUUCCAACAAUCAAAUCACUGGAUGUCCCAUCUUUCCCCUCAACUUUUAUACUUUUGAGAUCUCCAAUAAUUCACUCUCUUGCUUAUUUCUCACCAAUGACCGCCACAAAAAUUCUAUAUCUAAUUCUGCCUAUUAUGUUGAUCUCUCUAAUAAUAAUAUCUCAGGAAAGCUUCCAGAAAAUUUAUAUGAUCAAAUGCCUUCUUUGGAAUAUAUUUUAUUGUCCAACAAUAAAAUAAAUGGUUCGAUUCCCAAGUCUAUGUGUCUUUUUACAUCCUUGAGAAUUCUAGAUCUCCAAAAGAAUAGGCUAUCAGGCACAGUUCCAGAUUGUUGGAGUAAUUCUUCAAAUCUUGAAUAUGUAUAUCUCUCAUCCAACAAGCUCUCAGGAAAUAUCCCUUGUUUCAAUCCAACAAGCAAUUAUUUGCACUUAAACGACAAUAUGUUGAGUGGAGAAGUUCCUUCUUGUUUAGCCCACCUCUCAGGUUUGACAGUUUUAGAUCUUGGUGAGAAUGAAUUUUCUGGUGAGAUACCUAUGUGGCUUACAGCAAAAAAAGUUCCAUACUUGCAAAUUCUUCGGAUGAGGAGUAAUAAACUCAAAGGAAAUAUUCCUAAGCAAUUGUGCUCACUUAGUCAACUCCAACUCUUGGACUUUGGGCACAAUUACUUGACAGGAACCAUUCCGAACUGUCUUAGCAACCUUACUGGCAUGAUGCAGCCUGUUCAUGAAUCUCGUAUUUAUACAGAACAAGAUGGUGUUAUGGAGGUUAUACAAGGAAUAGAGCGUAGAUACACAACCAACCUUGGGUUAUUGAUAAGCAUUGACCUCUCCUGUAACAACUUCGUGGGAAGCAUUCCUGAUGGCAUCACAAAUCUCCGAUUCUUGCUUAGUCUCAACUUAUCAUAUAAUCAGAUAACAGGUUUGAUCCCAAAUGAUAUAGGUGGGUUAAAGUCCUUAGUCUCACUUGAUUUUUCAAGAAACAAACUUCAUGGAAUAAUUCCAACAAGCAUGGCUGAUUUGUAUGCCUUAGAACACAUCGACUUGUCCUACAAUAACUUUUCAGGUCAAAUUCCAACUGGUCGCCAAUUACAGACCCUUGAUGACCCUUCAAAGUAUGCAGGCAAUCCAUAUCUUUGUGGAGAUCCUUUGCCCAAGAAAUGCAAGAACAAAAACGAUUCAUCAAAAGGUUCAGGAGAUAAAAAUGACACCCAGGGUGAAGGAGACAAGGACAUGCAUGAGAAGAUGUGGUUUUGCCUAAUUGUGAUGUCUGGAUUUGCUACUGGGUUUUGGGGUGUUGUUGGGACUUUAGUAUUAAAAAAGAGUUGGAGGCAUGCUCUUUUUCGGCGUGUUGAAGACGCACAAGACUGGUUGUAUGUCGCAAUUGUUGUUAGGAUGGCUAAGCUCAAGAAAAAAGGGGAUGCUUCAUCUGAUUGA
Beta vulgaris subsp. vulgaris (sugar beet) is the source of this 3573-nucleotide messenger RNA. RefSeq names its product receptor-like protein EIX1. Lineage: Eukaryota; Viridiplantae; Streptophyta; Magnoliopsida; Caryophyllales; Amaranthaceae. The coding region runs from base 1 to 3573 and encodes 1190 amino acids. The transcript has a single exon. Gene Ontology annotation, molecular function: protein binding. The record is from RefSeq and is a predicted model, not a curated record.